ACUACCACAACAACACCAACACCAACAUAUAAGCACCCUCUCCCAACCAGAUUUUACAGAACACUACCUCCAAAAGAAAAAGAAAACGAAGAAAACCACCACCACCAUGGCCAUCACCCGCGCCUCCAAAUCCACCAAAACCACCACCACAACAAAAAAACCCUCUCUCCUCUCCCGCCUCCGCAACACCCACCAAGCCAAAGUCACAACCACCCAAUCCACCAAUCCCAUCACAGGAACCACCACCACCACGCAAAAAACUUCUACGCAUCCGAAUGGAAUCGGAUAUAAAGGACAUGGCGGUCGAGGGCCUCUGGCGGGGAAUCGAGAGACACAUUAUGUUAAUACUGCUGGUGGUGGUACGGCUACUGCGGGGACGACGACGCAUCAUCAUAAUAAGAGGAAGCCGAGUGUGGGGGAUAAACUAUCGGGGGCGUUGAUGAAGUUGAGGGGGAGUGUGAUGGGGAGGAAGGGGGUGAAGGGUGCUGGGACUCGUCGGAUGCAUGGGACUGAUGGGAGGGGAUCGAAGAGGGUUGGAAGGGUUUAGGUGUGGUUAUGUGUGAAAAUUUGAUUGAUGGUGUUGGCGGGUUGAUGAAGGUCUUUUGUGGGAGAAAUACAGGAGUAUUGCUACUGCUUGAUGAGAAUGAGGAGGAUGAUGAUGAGAUUGAUGAUGAUGAUGAUACCCUUUAGUUCAACGUUAGGUGGAAGAAAAUGAAUGAAUGUAAUGUUUGAC
Messenger RNA from Sphaerulina musiva SO2202, 733 nucleotides. RefSeq lists its product as uncharacterized. NCBI's taxonomy places the organism in Eukaryota, Fungi, Ascomycota, Dothideomycetes, Mycosphaerellales, Mycosphaerellaceae. The record is from RefSeq and is a predicted model, not a curated record. The transcript has 2 exons. The coding region runs from base 107 to 547 and encodes 146 amino acids.